Dama dama (fallow deer) is the source of this 2045-nucleotide messenger RNA. RefSeq names its product ring finger protein 175 (gene RNF175). Gene Ontology annotation, molecular function: ubiquitin protein ligase activity; metal ion binding. Gene Ontology annotation, cellular component: Golgi membrane; endoplasmic reticulum membrane. The coding region runs from base 333 to 1199 and encodes 288 amino acids. The record is from RefSeq and is a predicted model, not a curated record. NCBI's taxonomy places the organism in Eukaryota, Metazoa, Chordata, Mammalia, Artiodactyla, Cervidae. The transcript has 7 exons.
UCAGAGCCCACCAAUGAGCUUUCGUCCCCAUUGAUCACCUUGAAAGGACAAGGCUGAGGCCAAAAGCAUGUGGGCAAGCUAAGGACAGAGAGGAGCUGGCUUCACUGACAGACUCAGGCUCCUCUUCUCUGCUGUCCUUCCCCCAAGCCCAGGGGAAAGGGGGAAACUGAGAACUUAGGAAAACUUUGUAAUCAAAGCUUUGAAAACCCUACGUUUGAAAUCCCCAAUUGCUUCUCAUGAGUCCUGCCUAUUUUUCUUGUUUUGCAAACCGACCGAGUUGAGGGCUUGUUCAGCUGACCUCCUUUGCCGGUUGCAGCCUGCAGCAGGAGAGGAUGUACAAGCUGCACCGGGGACACGAGUCCAUGCACGUGGAGAUGAUCUUGGUCUUCCUCUGCGCCCUGGUCAUUGCCCAGGUGGUGCUGGUGCGGUGGAGACAGAGGCACGGCCGCUCCUACAACCUGGUGACCCUGUUGCAGAUGUGGGUUGUCCCUUUGUAUUUCACGAUAAAACUUUACUGGUGGCGAUUUCUGUCUAUGUGGGGAAUGUUCUCAGUUAUUACCAGCUACAUCCUCUUCAGAGCCACCCGAAAACCCCUCUCAGGGAGAACACCACGAUUGGUUUACAAAUGGUUUCUUUUAAUCUACAAGCUCAGCUAUGCAUUUGGUGUUGUGGGUUAUUUGGCUAUCAUAUUUACAAUGUGUGGAUUCAAUUUAUUUUUCAGAAUCAAAGCUAGAGAUUCCAUGGAUUUUGGCAUCGUGUCCUUGUUCUAUGGCCUCUACUAUGGAGUAAUGGGGAGAGACUUCGCAGAGAUCUGUUCGGACUACAUGGCUUCUACUCUAGGGUUCUACAGCGUCAGUGGGAUGCCCACCAGGAGUCUGUCGGACGACAUCUGUGCCGUGUGUGGGCAGAAGAUCAUUGUGGAACUCGAUGAAGAAGGGCUCAUUGAAAACACCUACCAGCUUUCAUGCAAGCAUGUCUUUCAUGAAUUCUGCAUCCGAGGUUGGUGUAUUGUUGGUAAAAAGCAGACGUGCCCUUACUGCAAAGAGAAGGUCGAUUUGAAGAGGAUGAUCAAUAACCCCUGGGAGCGCACACACUUUUUAUAUGGACAGAUCCUGGACUGGCUUCGUUAUCUGGUGGCCUGGCAACCCAUGGUAAUAGGAAUCGUUCAAGGCAUUAACUAUUCACUAGGGCUGGAAUAGCAUGGCACACUUAGCCCAGAAGCAAUGUACUGCAUGUUGAAAUAUUUUCUAAUACUCUUUUAAUUUUUAGAGAUCCCAAGAACUUAGAGAACUGAAUAAAAACUGACACUGUGUCUGUGUGGAGAGAAUUUAAACAGAAGCUGAGCAAUGGAAUAAACACAGAGGCCUUGGAUCUUUCUGAUUACGACCAUUUUCUAAUCCUCGUUUGUGACGCAUAUGGUACCACCCACGGAAAUGGCAACCCACUCCAGUAUUCUUGCUUGGAGAAUCCCAUGGAUGGAGAAGCCUGGUAGGCUACAGUCCAUGGGGUCGCAAAGAGUCAGACACGACUGAGCGACUUUACUUCACUUUCACCGUGGACAUCCCAUCUCGAGUUUGGCUUACAGUGAUCUCACCUGAGAUGUGUUUCAGAGGUUUGCAAAGUACUUCUCACAUACAAUUUUAUUGAGUUACAACAAAUGCCCUCUUAUCAGUUCAACAUCUUCAAAGAAGUAGAGUCAUUAAAUCUAUGGUUUAAGGACACGGUCUUUUCUGUUCUCUGUUCUUGUUACCCCAUGGCAGCUUUGGUACCACAGAGCCCUUCCAUUAGAGAUCGCUCUCAAAACCUCUAGCGCCGGGUGCUGCCAUCCACACAAUGGGCCAGAGCCGCGCGGGUGCCCUGGGGCUGCUGCCCGCUCAGCCCACCCACGGGUGACUGAGGGAGCGCAUCCUUCUCUUCUCCUGGGCCACUCUGUUCACACUCACACACACACACACUCUUUCCAUGGCCGUGCUGUUUUUGUUUCCAUCCCAGCCCUUUCCGACACCUGAAAUCACAUCACAGGCUCAGUUGUCUGCUGUCUGUCU